Molecule: messenger RNA, 588 nt
Organism: Talaromyces proteolyticus
Lineage: Eukaryota; Fungi; Ascomycota; Eurotiomycetes; Eurotiales; Trichocomaceae
Product: flavoprotein
Exons: 1
Coding region: 1-588 (195 amino acids)
Molecular function (GO): carboxy-lyase activity
Source: RefSeq, a predicted model, not a curated record
AUGCCAUCUCGGCCAAAGCGCAUAGUCAUAGGCAUAACGGGUGCCACGGGAACUUGCUAUGCAAUCCGGCUGCUGGAAGUCCUCCAAAGCCUGGAAAUUGAAACGCACCUAAUUAUUAGCAAGUGGGCGAUUGCAACUCUGAAAUAUGAAACCAAGCUUCCCGAAGCGGAUAUUCGUAGACUUGCGUCUAUUAACUACUUAUCCAAGGACUUGUCUGCUCCAAUUGCGUCGGGCUCGUUCCAACACGAUGGGAUGAUCAUCGUUCCCUGCAGCAUGAAGACUCUGGCCGCGGUCCGCACUGGGCUCUGCGAUGAUCUCAUCUCACGAGCUGCAGAUGUCUCUUUGAAAGAACAUCGAAGGCUGAUCCUGGCCGUGCGUGAGACCCCGUUGAGUGAUAUCCAUCUGGAUAAUAUGCUUUUUCUACGCCGUGCUGGGGCAACCAUAUUUCCUCCAAUGCCUGCAUUCUAUACUCGGCCUAAUAGCCUGGAUGACUUGGUGGACCAAACUGUUGGCCGGAUUCUGGAUAUGUUAAGCAUUUCAACGACUGGAUUUUCAAGAUGGAAUGGCUUUGAACGAUCACUAAAAUAA